Polistes canadensis is the source of this 654-nucleotide messenger RNA. RefSeq lists its product as uncharacterized. The transcript is spliced from 3 exons. The coding region runs from base 1 to 654 and encodes 217 amino acids. The record is from RefSeq and is a predicted model, not a curated record. NCBI's taxonomy places the organism in Eukaryota, Metazoa, Arthropoda, Insecta, Hymenoptera, Vespidae.
AUGAUUGCUGUCAAACUUUUCAUAGUUGUUAUUUUAAUGGUUAUAUCCGUCGAAGAAAUUUAUGGUCAUGGUAUGUUAAUGGAACCCGUUAAUAGAAGCAGUGCUUGGAGAAAAGGAUUUAAAGUUCCAAAGAAUUACGACGACGAUGGAAAUUUCUGUGGUGGUUUGAACGUACAAAUAAAGAACGGUGGUAAAUGCGGAAUUUGUGGGGAUGAUUAUGCUCUUUCACGACCCAGACCUAACGAGAAUACUGGAAUUUAUGGCACUGGUACGAUCGUCAAAAAUUUGAAUGAUAGAUAUCAAAAGUGUCAAAAAAUUAAGGCCGUAGUUCGUAUUACUGCUAAUCAUUGGGGUUACUUCAAAUUUCAAAUAUGUCAACUCUCGAAAUCAAAAGAAUUGGAAACCGAAGAGUGUUUUGAACGAUACCCCUUAAAAUUAGAGGAUGGAUCUGACAGAUACGUGCUUAAAAGUCAUGAUGCUAAAGAUUAUACCAUGACCCUGAUUUUGCCUAAAAAUCUUACGUGCGAACACUGUGUUUUGAGAUGGGAAUACGUUGCUGCCAACAACUGGGGUGUUUGCGAAGACGGUUCUGAAAAAAUGGGAUGCGGUCCUCAAGAAACUUUUAAAACUUGUUCUGACAUUACCAUCUCAUAA